Rubroshorea leprosula is the source of this 1353-nucleotide messenger RNA. The record is from the annotation of a GenBank genome assembly. NCBI's taxonomy places the organism in Eukaryota, Viridiplantae, Streptophyta, Magnoliopsida, Malvales, Dipterocarpaceae.
GUUACUCCCUUCUUUUUCCUUUCAUCUCAUCUGCCUUUCGACUUUCAAACCUACAUUCCCUCUCGAGACUCUGUUCUCCCCCUGUCUUUGUCUCUUUGUUUGUCUUGCUUGGUCCGGAUGCAUCUGUGCGGUGGAUGGAGUGAAUGUCUGUCUGCUUGGUUUUUCUGUUUUUCUGGUGGGUUUUUAUUGUCAAUGUCGUAUGGACUAUUUUCAUGAAUGCUGCAAUUGAGAUUUUAAGGCUGAGGAAGAUUGUCAAGGAUGGUUCGUGGUCCUGUGAAGCUGUUCUGAGACAUGGGAAUUUAGUUUGAAAACUUCUCUUCUUGCAACAUGGGAUUAGGUCCUGAGGCUAUCCAGGUGGGGGCUUGGAAUGUGGGAAAAUCAAACGGAAAGAAGAAGAAGGAUUGUGAAGCUGAGGGGCCAGGGUGCUGGAUUAAGUUAUGGUUUAUGGGAAGCUGUCUAUCUCCAAGGUCCAAAGGGGAUGGUUCCAUAAGUGUCAGUAGCUCUCUAUAUGCGGAAAGUAAAUCCACAAAUGAUACUAGCAGGGACCAACCGGUUCUUCCAGUUGUGUCAACUUCAACCACUAGCACAGCUGAAAGCACCCCAUCCACUCCCAAUGUAGGUGAGGAACUGAAAGUUGCUUCUCAGCUUCGGAAAUUCUCCUAUAAUGAGCUCAAGUCAGCAACAAGGAAUUUUAGACCUGAGAGUCUUCUUGGGGAGGGGGGGUUUGGUUGCGUCUUCAAAGGUUGGAUCAAUGAGAAUGGAACUGCUCCUGUGAAACCUGGUACAGGAUUGUCUGUUGCUGUCAAAACCCUCAACCAUGAUGGACUUCAGGGUCAUAAAGAAUGGCUUGCUGAAGUUAAUUACCUUAGUGAUCUUUUGCAUCCUAAUUUGGUCAAGUUGAUUGGGUAUUGCAUUGAGGAUGAUCAAAGGCUCCUUGUCUAUGAGUUUAUGCCUCGAGGAAGCUUGGAGAAUCACCUAUUUCGAAGUGAAGGGAAUAAUGGGAGUAGUGGUAAUAAUGGCAGCCGUGAAAUUAGUCCAUUGACGAUGACGACAACAACCGUGUCGAAUAGUAGCAGCAGGAGUAAUCCUUCAGAAAGGAAGAUGGUGAGGAAGAGGAUGGCACCGGAAGUUGCGGACUACCACCAGUUUCCUUGCCGGAGUUUGCCUUUGAAGAAUGUAGUCGGGUGUUCUUUCUUGGCGACGACUACGGCGGGUAAUGGUGUGGGUAAUGGCGACAACCGGUAGCUGGGCGAACAGAGCACAAGGGCUCAGAAAACUCUGCAGAGUAAAUUCACCAUGAAAUUGAAAUUCAUGGGAUUAGGUAUGAAUUUGAAAUACAUGAUUUUUAUAUCU